AUGGCUCAGCCCGAGGAGAAGCGCGUCAAGCUGGCCGUUGCUCGCCAUACCGCCACGGCGCCCGUGAACAUUGCCGUUAUCAAAUACUGGGGUAAGCGCGAUACAAAGCUGCUGCUGCCCAUCAACGAUUCCCUGAGCGGCACCCUGAGCCAGGAUGAGAUGCAUGCUCGCACCACCGUGGCUGCCUCGGAGAGCUACGCCGAAGACACCCUCUGGCUCAACAAUGAACAAACGGACAUUUCUAACCCUCGCGUGCAAAACGUCAUUCGCGCCAUGCGGGCCAAGGCCAAGGCCGCCCACCCGGACAGCACCCUCCCCGAGCAGAAGCUGCUCAUCUGCUCCGUCAACAACUUUCCCACCGCUGCUGGCUUGGCCUCGUCGGCCGCUGGAUACGCUGCCCUCGUUGCGGCCCUUGCCGGUCUCUACGAUCUGCCCGUGGAAUCGCUCACCGACGUGGCUCGCAUUGGCUCAGGCAGCGCCUGCCGUAGUCUUUCGGGCGGCUUUGUGCGCUGGCGUCGGGGCGAGCUUGCCGAUGGCACUGACAGUCUUGCCUCUCAGGUCGUGCCCGAGUCGCACUGGCCCGAAAUGGAGGUGUUGAUCCUUGUCCUCUUGACCAAGUUCAACGCCCAAAGUAGCUCGCCUCGUGCCGCGUACACUUAUGAUGCGGGACCCAACUGCGUCAUCUAUGCCCUGAAGAAGGACAUUCCCGACAUUAUUGCCCUCGUCGCACGCUGCUUCCCUUCGUCUACCCCGGCAACCUACGUGCAGGGCCGCACCACCAGCGUCCCUGAAGCCGAGAUUGCUCCCGAGCUGCAAAGCUUCCCCGUGGCUGAGCCCGAUCAGAUCAAGUACAUUAUCCACACGGGCAUCGGUGAUGGUCCCCGCGUCUCCCAAGAGCAUCUGAUUAAUGAGGCUGGUGAGCGCAUCGCCUCUGCUUAA
Monosiga brevicollis MX1 is the source of this 939-nucleotide messenger RNA. RefSeq lists its product as uncharacterized. Gene Ontology annotation, biological process: isoprenoid biosynthetic process; isopentenyl diphosphate biosynthetic process, mevalonate pathway. Gene Ontology annotation, molecular function: diphosphomevalonate decarboxylase activity; ATP binding. The coding region runs from base 1 to 939 and encodes 312 amino acids. Gene Ontology annotation, cellular component: cytosol. The record is from RefSeq and is a predicted model, not a curated record. The transcript is spliced from 8 exons. NCBI's taxonomy places the organism in Eukaryota, Choanoflagellata, Craspedida, Salpingoecidae.